UACAAAUCCUAUCCCUGCACAACCCCUCCCAUUUUCCCCCUCUCUUCCUGAGCCAAACAAUUCCCUAUCUCCUCAUCUCACUGCAGCUUUCCACUAUACUACUACCACCACUACCACCACUGGGCUACCCAGCCAACUAGGAGAGGGGAAACAAGAAGAACACAGAUAAGUUUGUUCCCUUUGGUUACAAGCAAGAAAAUUGGCACAGAAAUGGCUCUCAGGCUGUGGGCUAGCUCAGCUGCAAAUGCCCUCAAGAUCUCAUGCAGUGGAGCCAGCAGGGCUGCACCUGCCUAUUCAAUCUCCAGAUACUUCUCCACUGUUCUUGAUGGGUUGAAGUACAGCUCCUCUCAUGAGUGGGUCAAGCAUGAUGGUUCCGUGGCCACAAUUGGAAUCACAGACCAUGCUCAGGGCCAUCUGGGAGAGGUGGUGUUCGUGGAGCUGCCGGAGGGCGGGGCGAAGGUGAGCCAGGGAGGAGCCUUCGGCAACGUGGAGAGUGUGAAGGCCACCAGCGACGUUAACUCCCCCAUCUCCGGCGAGGUCGUCGAGGUCAACGGCAAGCUCUCCGAGACACCUGGCCUGAUCAACUCGAGCCCCUACGACGACGGGUGGAUGAUCAAGGUGAAGCCGAGCAGCCCGGCGGAGCUGGACGCCCUGAUGGACGCGGCCAAGUACACCAAGCACUGCGAGGAGGAAGACGCUCACUAGAGCCCCACACCCAAACCCCCCUCUCUCUCUCUCUUCCUUUUUGUUAACUUUUGUUACUCAAAUCAAAUCCUUUGUUUCAACCUGGUGCAAACAACUCCUCCUCUGUAUCCGUGUGUGAUUAAUAACUAAACCUGCGGGGCUUCCCAUGUGUUCAGUUAGUUGUAUCUGAACUUGUGAUCAGUCCAA
Molecule: messenger RNA, 891 nt
Organism: Oryza brachyantha (malo sina)
Lineage: Eukaryota; Viridiplantae; Streptophyta; Magnoliopsida; Poales; Poaceae
Product: glycine cleavage system H protein, mitochondrial
Exons: 4
Coding region: 211-705 (164 amino acids)
Biological process (GO): glycine decarboxylation via glycine cleavage system; protein lipoylation
Cellular component (GO): cytoplasm; glycine cleavage complex; mitochondrion
Source: RefSeq, a predicted model, not a curated record